Messenger RNA from Sphaeroforma arctica JP610, 454 nucleotides. RefSeq lists its product as hypothetical. The record is from RefSeq and is a predicted model, not a curated record. The annotation marks the transcript as partial. The transcript has 2 exons. NCBI's taxonomy places the organism in Eukaryota, Ichthyosporea, Ichthyophonida.
CUCGUUACUUCGUCUCUGGUCAGGGUGGUAGGUUAGCCAUGACUGAUUUUGUGUUUCAAAGUCAGUCAGACCAAAGCUAUAUCAGUCUCCUGUUGCUGAGGUUGUGCUGCUGGGCCUUUUCUAUUCCGUUCGAUAACGUUAUCAGCGAAAAUGAAUACAGAGACCAACUCAAGCGAGUCAACUUCCAAGACAUAACAAUAACUGAUGUCUCAGAUAGCGUAUUUCCAGGAUUCUACGACUUUGUGGGAUCGCACGAACGGAUGUUGGUCGAUGCGGGUACACACUCCGGCUUUGCAUUCAUACCGUUCAAACUGGUCUCUGCUAUGUUGUACUACGCCAGCCUGUACCAUGUGGUCCGUUUAGUAUGUAUAGGCGCCAAUAAGAGAUAAAAUGAAUAAAUCAAUACAACAAUAAACCAACAAGCCUAACAAAUGUACGCUCGAAUAUUGUACAG